GCGUGACGGUCUUCAACUUGAAGAGAGAGUGGAGGUGAGGUAUUGCCAUGAAACUGGAAAGGGUAUCCCUGCAAUUGCCAAUGUGUGUAUCCAUUUGCAAGGUGCGAAAGAGGUGGAAGGACGGAAGAACAGAAACAAAAACGAAAAGGAACCAUCCGUCUGGCCCAGAGCUUGGCAACGUGCCGUGUGAAAAUGGGGAGUUGAUCCAGAGUCCCAAACAGUAGAACACUAAGGCAGGGUUCCAAGGUUAGGUCCCUGUGCAAUGUAAGAUCCUCACAGAGAGGGCCAGGGCACCCAGCGCCAGCCAGGUCUGACAGGUUGGGCGACCUGCACGAUACAAGCUAAUAUUGAUCUACAC
This is a messenger RNA of Colletotrichum acutatum, 358 nucleotides long. RefSeq lists its product as uncharacterized. The record is from RefSeq and is a predicted model, not a curated record. The transcript is spliced from 2 exons. The coding region runs from base 48 to 224 and encodes 58 amino acids. NCBI's taxonomy places the organism in Eukaryota, Fungi, Ascomycota, Sordariomycetes, Glomerellales, Glomerellaceae.